Molecule: messenger RNA, 2210 nt
Organism: Cynocephalus volans (Philippine flying lemur)
Lineage: Eukaryota; Metazoa; Chordata; Mammalia; Dermoptera; Cynocephalidae
Gene: WDR93
Product: WD repeat domain 93
Exons: 17
Coding region: 171-2210 (679 amino acids)
Biological process (GO): electron transport chain
Molecular function (GO): protein binding
Source: RefSeq, a predicted model, not a curated record
UCUCCCGCCCCCGUGGGGGCGGGCACGCCUCGUAAAGAGAGACUUCGAGGGCUUCCGGUCGGAACCGGAAGUGGUGGUUACUAAGGCGACGCCAAGCCGGCCAGCUUUUCAGAGUUUCGUAGAAGUUCCCAGUGCCACCUUCUGUGAUAUCAUCCGCCAGAGGAGGUCAGAUGCAGAAGAUGAACCUGCCCACUCUUACUCGAAAGGGACCACUGGAGGUGCCGUCUCCAACAGAGAAGGAUUGGCCUGAUGACAAUGAAGAGGAUUAUGUCCUCAAGGAUCCAGAUCAGGAGCUGGAUUCCCUGCCUCAGCCUUAUCGAAUGAUCAACAAGCUGGUGAACCUUCUGUUUGACAGGUCAUGGGAAGUUAUUGAAGAGAGGAACGCAUUGAGGGAAGCUAAGAGCACCUGGAUCCAGCCUACCAUCUACCAUCCACUUGCAGAAAUCCAGUUCAACAAAAUGCCAAACUGUAUGGCUGUUUCCCAAGACUAUGUGUUUAUCGGAGGAGCCAAAGGAUUCUCAAUUUAUAAUCUAUACAACGCUAAACGAAUAUAUGUUUGGGAGAAACUUAAGGUUGAUGUCACUUCCAUCUGGGCCACAGAUUUGGGGAAUGAAAUACUUAUCGCUCCUGUGGAUGAAAUGGGUAUCAUUAGACUAUUCUAUUUUUAUAAGGAUGGUCUUUUCCUAGUCAAAGCCAUCAAUGAAGUGGAUGAUACCAGCAAGCAAACCACCUGUAUAAAGAUGGAGAUCUCUCAAGGAGGGGACUUUGCAGCCUUCCUUCUACAAGGAGCUGGAGAAGUUUGGCUGGAUGUGUAUAAAUUGCCCAAGGAGUCUUGGCUCAAGGAAGUGGAGCACGCCCAACUCACUUUAAAUGCAAAGAAAAGAGUCAGACCGCUGCAACUGAGCACUCUUGAUUCCAUUACUUCAGAUAAUUUAGAAAUGGAAAACAUUUGUUUUAAAGGAGACAUUAAGUUGAGUCUUCCAGUUCAUAUAAUGAAGAUCAAACCACCUAAACCUGUUACAGGUACCACAUUUAAAAGCCCCCUGGAAGUCUUUGCAAAGAUAGAGGACUGCUACGGGCUAGGCUCUGGGCAGAAUCACUUCAUCAAGGACAGUCAGUGGGAGCAGCAAGCAGAGAUCUUUAACGCUUCCUACAAGAAGUACCUGGAUGGGGCAUGGGAGGAGGAGCCACUCAGUAUGGCCACGUUCCAUUUCCUCCUUAAUAGCUGCAUAUUCGCAAUGCCACCAGAAGUCAAGAGCCCCUCAGGAGUAGCCUGUGUCCUUGGCAUACACUGGACCAGAAGUCACAAUUUCUUCCUGUAUUCACUGAACCGAACUCUGAAGGAUAAAAUUGACCCCGAGGGUGUGUGGCCCUGUGCUGCACCCAUUGCAGCCUCUCGGCUCAGCUGCUCCUCUUCCUACCUGGUGCUGGCCUGCGAGGAUGGUGUGCUCACGCUGUGGGACCUGGCCAAAGGAUUCCCUCUUGGGGUUGUUGCUCUUCCUGAGGGAUGUUUCUGCCAAAGCAUUCACUUCCUAAAAUUCUUCGUGGUCCACAAAGGACAGAACAUGUAUCCUGAGGGUCCAGUGAUAUCCCAAAUGAAAUGUGUGGUGCUGUGCACAGAUGCUUCCCUCCAUCUGGUGACAGCCAACAGGACCCAAGGACCCACCAUCAGUGUGCUUGUUGAGAGACCCGUAAAGCACCUGGAUGAAGCCAUCUGUGCAGUGGCCCCAGUCUCAGCCUUACCUGGCAUGGUACUGAUUUUCUCCAGCAACGGCUCUGUGUGCCUCAUGGAUGUGGCCAAGGCUGAAAUCAUCUGUGCCUUCGCUCCCCCCAGAUCCUACCAUCUGGUGGUUCCCUGGAAGCCAGUGUUUGUCGUGUCUUUACACCAUCCAUGCUUCUUUCUCCAAGGAGAUCAUCCAGGUGAAAUUAAAUCCACUGGCGAUGACGGGGACAUCCAAUAUUCUGUUUUCUAUUUUAAUUUUGAGGCCUACCCACUCCUGCAAAAUAUCUUUAAAAAUUGCACCAUUCCUCAAAAGGACUUGACAGAUACCACAGCCUUCCCCCAGGCAUUGCCACUGGAGAAAAGAUGUGCACAUUUACUUGAGAAGAGCUUUCAGAAGCUCGAGAAGAGCCAGGUGAAAGAGCAGGAACACUGGACUCGGCUUCGGAGGUACUCCUUGCUGCUCCAAAGAGAGAGCUUCAAGAAGUGA